Messenger RNA from Triticum dicoccoides, 978 nucleotides. RefSeq names its product probable proteasome inhibitor. The record is from RefSeq and is a predicted model, not a curated record. Gene Ontology annotation, molecular function: endopeptidase inhibitor activity; proteasome binding. The coding region runs from base 1 to 978 and encodes 325 amino acids. The transcript has 10 exons. NCBI's taxonomy places the organism in Eukaryota, Viridiplantae, Streptophyta, Magnoliopsida, Poales, Poaceae. Gene Ontology annotation, biological process: proteasome-mediated ubiquitin-dependent protein catabolic process.
AUGGUGACCGCCGAGGCCGCGAUGGCGGUCGUGAGGGCCGCGUGCCCCUUCUUCCGCGGUGCCCACGACGGCCUCGCGUUCGCCGCAAACGCCGCGUUCCUUGCCGACGGAUACUCCCUCUGCGCCGUCGGUCGUUCCGCGCUCUUCGACCCCCUGCCCGCAGGCGAGGAGGUUGGAAUUGAGGGUUGGAACAGUAUGGACAACUGCUAUGCCUUUUUGUACUCCAAGGAUGAGGAGGAGGGCAAGAAGAAGUGUAUUUUCAUGAAAUGUGUAGUGAUUGCAGACUUCCUUGCUAUUGAUGCGAUGGAUCUUGAGGCACAACAUGAGGAACCCUUCCAUGUCCAGAUAAAUGUGAAGGAUUUCUUCUCUGAAGUACAGACCAGGAAUUAUAAAGAUUUGUACAAGAAUUUUACGGACUUCAUUAAUAUUCUGAACUUAAGCUUAUUGGCUGAAUUGAAUGGUAAGGACGCUGCUGCCGCCCAGAAUCCUAAUGCUGAGAGCAGUUCGUCAAUGAACAGUUAUGGAAAUGUUAUGUGGGGAAAGCCGACUACAAUGACUACUGAACAAACCAGUUCUGAAUAUGCUCUGUGGGAAAACCCGAGCACAAGGACUGCCGGGUAUGAAUGCAAGCUUUUUUAUGUAUUGUGUUACAGCCUGAUUUAUCCUCCAGUAGUUCUGUUUGGUCAUGAUGACACCUUCCCUGCUCCUGGUGCAGGCUUCUACCCUCAUAGUGGUGAGACAGGUGGUACUAUGCAUGUUGGCCCAAAUGAUCCAUGCUUCUUUCCUUCAACUCCUUCUACUCCUUUUGGUGACCCUGGAUAUGUUCAGAGUGUUCCACCCGGUGGUCGCUACGAUCCAAUUGGCCCGCCUGAUGUCCCAGGAUUUGAACCAUCUCGCUUUGUGAGGCGUUCAAGGCAUUCAGGUGGAAGCACUCACCCAGACCUCGAGUUCUCCCAACAAGACCCAGACUUCUUCUGA